Dromaius novaehollandiae (emu) is the source of this 2115-nucleotide messenger RNA. RefSeq names its product arginyl aminopeptidase (gene RNPEP). Gene Ontology annotation, biological process: proteolysis. The coding region runs from base 449 to 1975 and encodes 508 amino acids. NCBI's taxonomy places the organism in Eukaryota, Metazoa, Chordata, Aves, Casuariiformes, Dromaiidae. Gene Ontology annotation, molecular function: zinc ion binding; metalloaminopeptidase activity. The transcript has 11 exons. The record is from RefSeq and is a predicted model, not a curated record.
GCGGCGGCCCUGGGCUUGAGUUUGGCCCGGGUUGGAGCACGUCCCGGCAGCCGCCCGGGCUCUGUCCUGUCCUUCCCCUCUUGUUUCAGCAGUUCGGUCUUGCAGCUCCGGCGAGGGAGAGCAGGGACGGAUCAUCUGUCCGUCUUUGGGAGCUGGCUAGGAGCUGCUCUCUGGCUGCAGGGAGAGAGGCGCUGGACUGCUUCGCUCUGUGCUUCUCGUGUCUUUCCUCCUGCCAUGUUUUCUGAGGGGAAGUAAAAAUCCCGAGGCAGUGCGAGCCCAGUGGAGCAUGACCAAAACCAGGGCAGGCCCAUAAACCCGCAGUUUAGAGAAGCAACUGACUGCUUUGACCACUUGCCUUUGGUCCUGUGACUUACCACGAGAGCUGAAGAUUGCAGGCUGCUUUGAGGCAGCUGCUGAUCUUUGCCACCCUGCUCCAGAGCUGAGCUUCAUGCCGAGACAGAUGUCCUGGCUGGACUCUUUCCAAACUGCCCAGAAGGAGAAGCCUUUCCUUUAUACUUCUGGCUUUCCUGUGCUCAACAGGUCCUUUUUCCCUGGCUUUCACACUCCAGCAACAAAGAGCACCUAUUCUGCAAGGAUUCAGGUUCCUGAGGGUUUCACAGCUGUGAUGAGUGCCACAACCUGGGAGAAAGAGGAGAAGGAUAACACCUUCAUCUUUAAGAUGUCCCAGCCAAUCCCCUCCUACCUGAUUGCUCUGGCCGUUGGGGAUAUUGUUUCUGCUGAAGUCGGCCCAAGGAGCCGUGUCUGGGCUGAGCCUUGCCUGAUCGAGGCUGCUAAGAAGGAAUAUGACGGGGUGAUUGAGGAGUUCCUGGCAGUUGGAGAGAAGCUCUUUGGACCCUAUGUCUGGGGCAGGUACGACAUCCUGUUCAUGCCGCCCUCGUUCCCCUUCGGUGGGAUGGAGAACCCCUGCAUCACCUUUGUGACACCCUGCCUGCUGGCCGGGGACCGUUCCCUGGUGGAUGUCAUCAUCCACGAGAUCUCCCACAGCUGGUUUGGCAACCUGGUCACUAAUGCCACCUGGGGCGAGUUCUGGCUGAACGAGGGCUUCACCAUGUACGCACAGAGGCGGAUUUCCACCGAGGUCUAUGGUUCUGCAUACACCUGCCUGGAGGCUGCGACGGGAAGGGCCCUGCUGCGCCAGCACAUGGACAACACUGGAGAGGAUCAUCUGCUCAACAAGCUCCGGGUGAUAAUCGAGCCAGGUGUCAACCCAGAUGACACGUACAACGAAACGCCCUACGAGAAGGGGUACUGCUUUGUGAGCUACCUGGCACAUCUCGUGGGGGACCAGAGCAAGUUCGAUGCCUUCCUCCAGGCCUACGUGAACCAGUUCAAGUUCCAGAGCAUCAUAGCAGACGAUGCCCUCAACUUCUUCCUGGAGUACUUCCCGGAGCUGAAGAAGAAAGGCGUGGACUCCCUGCCAGGCUUUGAGUUUGAUCGCUGGCUGAACACGCCAGGCUGGCCCCCUUAUCUGCCCGACCUCUCACCGGGGGAGCAGCUGAUGAAGCCGGCAGACGAGCUGGCGGAGCUCUGGGCAGCCGACAGCUUGAACAUGGAGGCGAUCGAAGCAGUGGACAUCUCUGCCUGGAAAACGUACCAGCUGGUCUACUUCCUGGAUCAGAUCCUGCAGAAAUCCCCCCUGCCAGAAGGCAACGUGGAGAGGCUGAGCGAGAUGUACCCAAAGAUCUCCAAGGCCCAGAACGCCGAGCUGCGUCUCCGCUGGUGCCAGAUCGUCCUCAAGAACAACCACGAGUCCGAGUACAGCAAGGUCAAGGACUUCCUCCACAGCCAGGGGAAGCAGAAGUACACCCUGCCCAUCUACCGCGCCAUGUGGAGUGGGUCAGAGUCAGCCCGGGCACUGGCCAUGGAGACCUUCUCGGCUACAGCCUCCCAGCUCCACGUCAAUGUCCAGAACUACGUCAAGAAGAUCCUGGGCUUGGAGGCGGCAGAGAAUUAGUGACUGCUGCAGCCUUGGCUCUACUCCUUCUGUGGCGCCUUUCCCAGCAGAGCUGUGCUAUGGAGCCCUCCGGGGGCAGAACCUCAGAAAUCUCACUCAUUGCAUAAAUUUCCUUAUUAAAGGUUGUAAUUUGUGCUCUU